Camelina sativa (false flax) is the source of this 700-nucleotide messenger RNA. RefSeq lists its product as uncharacterized. The record is from RefSeq and is a predicted model, not a curated record. Lineage: Eukaryota; Viridiplantae; Streptophyta; Magnoliopsida; Brassicales; Brassicaceae.
ACAACAAAAAAGACAGUGAGCAAAUAAUAUCCAUUCUCUCGUUUGCAUGUAAAAGCAGUGGACAGAGAGUGAGAGAGACGACGAUGAAGCCAAGCCGGAGCGAAGAAGUAUCCGACCCGGAACAGCAGAUCAAGAACUGUAACCAGAUCAGAGCUGAUUUCGAUUCCUUAGCCCCAAAACGACCCACUAAACCCACUCGUAGCGAACCUGGAUCUCCUGGAUCUUUCACUACCUCAGACGAAGCCACGGACCAUCCUGAAGCUGACAAAUUCCGAUCUCUCCAGUCACAAACUCAUGGUAAAGUACUAGGUGAGGGAGAUUCAUCUGCAGUUCAAGAUGAGUUCUUGGAAACAGAGUAUUACACAAAUCUCACCGCCACUGAUAAGCAACAUCACACGACUGGAAGUGGGUUUAUCAAUGUGGUGAAGGAAGACGGUGGUGGAGAGACAACCGAGGCCGUUACCGCCGUCGCAAUCGGAGACGGAGGAGAAAAAGCUGUUUACAGAAGCAAUCCGGCAACGAACGAAUGGAUCCCUGCGGCGGCGGAGGAAGAUCUCGUUUCUGAAUUUUCAUCUAAACCGACACGGAGCGAGAGUUCUUGAAUGGAUCUUUGAAACAAUGUGUUAUCUACUUGUUCUCCAGAUGUUCUGUUUCUUGAAAUUAUGGUGAAUCAAAUUUUAAUUAUUAAUUAAUAUAUAUA